Dromiciops gliroides (monito del monte) is the source of this 1270-nucleotide messenger RNA. RefSeq names its product caveolae associated protein 3 (gene CAVIN3). The transcript is spliced from 2 exons. The coding region runs from base 209 to 1006 and encodes 265 amino acids. The record is from RefSeq and is a predicted model, not a curated record. Gene Ontology annotation, cellular component: cytoplasm; caveola. Lineage: Eukaryota; Metazoa; Chordata; Mammalia; Microbiotheria; Microbiotheriidae. Gene Ontology annotation, molecular function: protein kinase C binding.
GUUGGCUGGGGCGUGGCGGCUGGAGAGAGGGCAGCCCCUAAAGACCCCGGCCCCGCCCGUCUGAGUCACGGACCCCGGCCCUCCAGCUGAGCUCCCCGCCCCCGGCGGGAGGAGCCCGGGCAACGGCUAAGCAGCGCACAAACGGCGGAGGGAGGAACGGGACGGGACCAGAUCCGAGCGGGCUCGGGCGUGGGCAUCUCGAGGGGCCAUGGGGGAGGGCGUGCCGGCGGCUGAGGCCGCGGAGCGCGGCCCAGUGCACGCGGUGACAGUGGUGACGUUGCUGGAGAAGCUGUCCACCAUGCUGGAGACGGUGCGGGAGCGCCAGGGUUGCCUGGCCCGGCGGCAGGGCGGCCUGACGGGUACCGUGCGCCGCAUCCAGAGCGGCCUGGGCGCACUCAGCCGCAGCCACGGAGCCACCAGCAACACGCUGGCCCAGCUGCUGGCCAAGACCGAGCGCGUCAGCACGCACGCCCACGCCGCCCGCGAGCGCGCCGUCCGCCGCGCGCUCCAGGUGCAGCGGCUCGAGGCCAACCACGCGCUGCUGGUCGCCCGCGGCCAGCUGCACGUCCAGCUCUUCAAGGAGGAGGCAGAAAUCCCAGCCAGAGCCUUUCAGAAGGAGCCAGAAUCUACAGAGCUAGAAGAGAAGGACCUAGGACCAGAGGUCGUAGAAGAGCCUGAAGAAAGGGAGAGCUCAGAUGAGGAGCCCUCGGAAUCGAGGGCAAAGCGUCUCCGGCGCACUGGCCUACAGAAGGUGCAGAGCCUUCGAAGGGCCCUGUCUACCCGAAAGAGCAAGGGUCCUGCCCCACCUCCACCCACUCCCACCAAGCCUCCCCGAUUGGGCCCAAGCCAGGGCACUGAAAGUCAGCCUGAGGCAGAGAUAGUGGUUGAAGCAGAGCCAGGCUUGGAGCUAGAGCCAGAGCCAGAGCAGGCAAGGAGCACUGUGGAAGAUCCAGAAAGCCCUGAGGCCAGGGAAGCGCCGGCGCUUCUGGUAGAAGGUGCUGCCUAGUGCUGCCUGCACACUUCUCUGUGCCUUUAUCUUUACCGGCACCAGCAGUUGCCAAGCAACAGACCCCAGUUACCCAUAGAGCAUCUAUAACCAAAGAAAGAACUCAUCUUUUAUAGCUCUCCUCACUCCCUCCCUUGCUUCCAAGCUCAGCCCUCCACUCCAAAGUACUAGUCUAGCUCCAGGCCACCCCAUUCUAGACCUCAAAGACCAACACCAUCACCUUCCCAAGUGUGCUCAAGAUUAAUAAACUAAUUUCACUAACUA